This is a messenger RNA of Lizanozyma spartinae, 2433 nucleotides long. RefSeq names its product glutamine--tRNA ligase (gene GLN4). The transcript has a single exon. NCBI's taxonomy places the organism in Eukaryota, Fungi, Ascomycota, Pichiomycetes, Serinales, Debaryomycetaceae. Gene Ontology annotation, molecular function: ATP binding; glutamine-tRNA ligase activity. Gene Ontology annotation, biological process: translation; glutaminyl-tRNA aminoacylation. The coding region runs from base 1 to 2433 and encodes 810 amino acids. Gene Ontology annotation, cellular component: cytosol; cytoplasm. The record is from RefSeq and is a predicted model, not a curated record.
AUGGCAAGUGAUGAGGACAUUGUUACACUCUUUUCCAAGUUUGGAUUUGGAGAUGCUAAAUCUAAGGAGAUUAUCAAGAACAAGAAGGUUUCUCAGCAAUUGUAUGAAAUUUUAGGAGACGAUCUUUCUAGUUUUUCUGGUGAACUUGAACCAAAGAAGUUGGCUCUUUUGCAUCAAUUGGCUAUUGAUUUAAAGGGUAGUGAAAAUGUUAGUAGUUCUCUGAGACAAUUACUUACUGAUGCCAUUCUUGAUGAAAGAAUCAAAUCCACUUUACAAGUUCAAGAAGGGGUCAAGUACUUGAAAUCUACUCAAUCUCCCACUGAAAGUGAAUUGAAUACGCAUGCGGGUGUAGGCCAAGAGGUAUCUGAAGAACAAGUGCAUAGUACAAUCUCCAAAUAUUUUGAUUCUAUUAUGGAUGAAUUACAGGCAAAGAGAUAUACCAUGGUUCCUUCAAUCUUGGGACAAUUGAGAAAGUUGACUGAGCUUAAAUGGGCUUCUCCUGCAUUAUUCAAACCAAUUGUUGAUUCCUUGGCUUUGAAACACUUAGGGCCUAAAGAUGAAAGAGAUGUCAUAAAGAAGGUCAAGAAAACCCCAGCAAAAGCAUCUGCUCCUGAUGCCAACAAAAAGGACUCUUCUGCUACAAAAGUGGAUGCUCCAGUGGAGACUGAACGUUCAAUGUUUAGUGAAGGUUUCUUAGGCGAUUUACAUAAACCAGGUGAGAAUCCUCAAAUGUGGCCCGAAUUAAUGGAUGAACACUUGAAGUUCACCCAUAGACAAGUCUUUACUCGUUUCCCACCGGAACCUAAUGGAUUUUUACACAUUGGACACUCAAAGGCCAUUAUGGUAAACUUUGGUUAUGCAGCUUUUAACAAGGGGAACUGUUAUUUACGUUUCGAUGACACCAACCCAGAAGCUGAAGAAGAAGUAUACUUCAAGUCAAUCGAAGAUAUGGUUUCAUGGUUAGGCUAUUCUCCAUGGAAAAUUACUUAUUCCUCUGACUACUUUCAGGAAUUGUAUGAUUUGGCAGAAAAGUUGAUAGAAUGUGACAGAGGUUACGUUUGUCAUUGUACACCUGAACAAGUUAAAGAACAAAGAGGUAUGAAAGCUGAUGGAACAUUGGGAGGGCAACGUAAUGGGUGUUCUCAUCGUGAACGUACUCCAGAAGAAAACCUCAAGGAAUUUAGAAAGAUGCGUGAUGGCUUCUACAAGACUGGUGAAGCUACUUUAAGAAUGAAGCAAGAUUAUACUUCCCCCAACCCUCAAAUGUGGGAUUUGGUUGCUUACAGAGUACUUGAUGCUCCUCAUCACCGUACUGGUGACAAGUGGAAGAUUUAUCCAACUUACGAUUUUACCCACUGUUUGGUUGAUUCUUUUGAAAAUAUUUCACAUUCAUUGUGCACAACGGAAUUUAGAUUACUGAGAGAGAGUUACGAAUGGCUCUGUGACACUUUACAUGUCUAUCGUCCAGCUCAAAGAGAGUACGGUCGUUUAAACAUAACUGGUACAGUCUUAUCCAAGAGAAAGAUUGCCAAGUUAGUCACUGAAGGUUAUGUCAGAGGAUGGGAUGACCCUAGAUUGUACACUUUAGAAGGUAUUCGUCGUCGUGGUGUUCCUCCUGGGGCGAUUUUAUCAUUCAUUAACACUUUAGGUGUUACCACAUCCACUACCAAUAUUGAAUGUGUUAGAUUUGAAAGUGCUGUUAGAAGUUAUCUUGAUCAAACCACCCCUCGUUUGAUGGUGGUAUUAGACCCCGUUUUAGUUGAAGUUGAUAACUUGGGAGAAGAUGAAACCAUUGAGGUUGAAAUGCCUUACAAGCCUGGUAGUAAUCCAGUCACUCUGGGACCCUUAAGUGGUGGUAGAACCCUUAAGUUUGGCAAAUACAUAUACAUUGAUCGUAGCGAUGUUCGUGAUGAUGACCAAGUCUCCAAGGAAUAUUUCAGAUUAGCUCCUGGCCAACCUGUUGGGUUGAUGAAGGUACCCUUUAACAUCAGUUUGCGCCUGAUUGAACGUGACACUGAAGGUAAUAUCACUAAGGUCCUUGUGAAUUAUGAUAAGGAUAUUAAGAAGAAACCUAAAACAUACAUUCAAUGGAUUCCAAAAAGUGAUUGCAUUAAAAUUGAUGAAGUUAGAGUUCAAAAUGCUCUUUUCACUCUGGAAAACCCUAAGGACUACUUGGCGGAACUUAAUCCUAAUUCCGAGGAGAUUUUCGGAAAUGCUGUGAUUGAAUCAAGCUUCAAAGAAAUUGUUUCUAGAAGUCCCAUGAAUGUUGAAAUUCCUGGAAGUCAAUUCAAUAUUAAAGAGAAACCUGGUAACAAUACAGUAAGGUUCCAAGCUUUAAGAGUAGGUUACUUCUGUUUGGAUAAGGAUAGUAACGACGAUAAAUUGAUAUUGAAUCGGAUUGUUACUUUGAAGGAGGAUUCUUCCAAGAAGUAG